Messenger RNA from Cottoperca gobio, 1638 nucleotides. RefSeq names its product angiopoietin-like 5 (gene angptl5). Gene Ontology annotation, molecular function: extracellular matrix structural constituent; protein-macromolecule adaptor activity. Gene Ontology annotation, biological process: positive regulation of heterotypic cell-cell adhesion; fibrinolysis; blood coagulation. Lineage: Eukaryota; Metazoa; Chordata; Actinopteri; Perciformes; Bovichtidae. The record is from RefSeq and is a predicted model, not a curated record. The transcript is spliced from 8 exons. Gene Ontology annotation, cellular component: fibrinogen complex. The coding region runs from base 145 to 1299 and encodes 384 amino acids.
AGAGGAAGGAGCAGAUGCAGACACGACUUGGUAGAAGGGUGGACAUGUGAGGGAAAAGAGCAGACUCUGUGGAAAAUUAAAGCAUAAAUGAAGGAGUGGCUGCUGGUGACGAAGUGGGAAUAAGCACAGUCAGACGAUACAGACAUGAUGUGGACAACAACUGUCCUCCUGCUGCUUGUGCCUCAACUGCUUUCCUCCACAGACACAGGAAACAACGCUAAUUUUAACGAAUCAGAAAUAGUCAAUGAGGACUUCUCUGAUGCUCCUGUGAAAGGCCAGAAGCCUGGAGGGGUCAAAGGUCGGGACACCUGCUCCAUCCCGUGUGAAAUCACUGUCAAGCUGCUACGAGAUGAAAAACAUUCAAUCUGUGGCCAAUUGCAGCAGUCUCUGUUGGCGUUUGGACGCAGCACCCGGAAACUGAUCAGGGAUGUAUUGGAUGAGCAGCAGAGAGCCCAGGACAUCCUCAGCAGUCAGGUCACAGAGCUAAUGGCCAAAGUGCAGACGCUCAGCUCCGAGGUUGAGAGAAGCAACACUGAGAUGUACUCUAUCAAACCUGUGCAAUCCCAUGGACGAGACUGCAGCGACAUCAAGGACAAUCUUUUGUCAGUCGUCCCCAAGAUCCCCAGCGGUAUUUACAUCGUCCACCCUGAGAAUACAGACUCUUCAUUUGAGGUUUUCUGUGAGAUGGACUACAUGGGAGGCGGCUGGACGGUGAUGCAGCGCAGGACAGAUGGAUUAACGGACUUCAAACGACCCUGGGCUGAUUACGCUGAUGGCUUUGGAAACCUUGCAGGAGAACACUGGUUGGGUCUGAAGAAGUUAUUUCAUAUAGUAAACCAGAAAGAAACUCGGUUCCAGCUUCACGUUGCUCUGGUGUCCCAGGAUGACGUCACUUCUUAUGCAUCAUAUGAUGAUUUUCACCUGGACAAUGAAACCCAAUUCUUCAGUAUACACCUGGGCAGAUAUGCAGGCAGUGCAGGUGAUGCAUUGCGUGGCUACGACCAGGAUCAGAACCAGGACACGGCUCCAUUCAGCGCCUCAGAUGUAGACAACGACGGCUGUAAUCCUUCCUGCUCCAUCGACAACCGCACAGUGGAGAGCUGCAGCACUCAGCACAACCAGACAGGAUGGUGGUUCAACCAGUGCGGCCUGGCAAACCUCAACGGCUCUCCCGAAGAUGCUGAGCAGAACCGGGAGCAGAGGACGCACAUCCUGUGGGACACCUGGAGACAGAACGGAGUCCUUCACGUCAUCAAAUCUGUCACAAUGAAGAUCAGGAGGAUUGCAACUAAUAAUUGACAGAGAGGAGAAGAAACAGAGGGAGAAAGCACAUAUUAUAUAAGUUGCACUGCAUUUUUGUACAACCUGAUGUUUUAAUAAAACAGGAUGGAAGUAUGAAAGGAUUGUUUCCCCUCAUGUUCUGGAAAUAUUAAGGUGAUUUUGCUUUGAGUUAGGGUUAAUAUGGACUAAUGUGGACUAAUAUGUCUGAAAUUAUCAUGCAAUAUAUUACAACAAUGCCAACAUUAUCAGAAAAGUAGCACACAAAAUGAACACUGAGUCAAUUAAACAUCUCUCUCACACAGUCUUACCCCUUAUUGUAAACUAUUUUAAUAAAAACCUUUUUAUUUAUAAUGCAAA